ACCAUCGCUAAUGACCAUUCCCUCUCUACUUCAGAUAUGUGCCGACAUCUCAAGUUUAACAAACCAACUCAAGGCUUUGCCCUGGAAGGUCAUGUAAUAAAAAUCUAUUCUAUAGGAUUACAUGAAUCCUGUAAAAAUCUGUGCACAAUGGACAACCGGUGUGUCUCAUUUAACACCGGUCCAUCGGCGAAACCAGACAAUAUGGUGUGCGAGCUGAGUGAUUCUGAUGCCAAAAGACAUCCCGACGAUCUUAAGUCACGAAUGGGCUUUUUUUACAGAGACGCUAAGGUGAGAGAUCGAACACUCUUUGCAGAAAUUAAAACUCGCAACAACCACAUGCUACAUAGAAAUAUCGAGCCAGAAAAUUUUACGCUCUUUCAUUAAGAAUAUUUUAGCGUAAUAUUGGUUAAUGCAAAUGAUUAGUAUAGAACUAACGGUUUUUAACGGAUCAAAUCUUGAGGCUGCGCAACCAUUCCACCUUCACUUAAAAAAAGGAAACCGAGAAAUAAGGAAUCAGUGACGAGAGCUCAAAACUUUUGCCAUUUUUUUUUCAGAACUUAUGUAGCAACAUAAUUUGUUCCCAUAACGGAACUUGUCUGACAGGAUUCACAGAUAAAGGAUAUUUUUGUGAGUGCAAAUCUGGUUCGGGAUUUACUGGACAACACUGCGAAAAAGGUAAAAAUAAAAAAGGAAAUCUUCUUUUGAUUUUACCUUUUUUACAAAUAUUUCUGCAAGUAAAUCGGUCGCUUUCAAUGGGGAUUUACGAUUCAUAUACCUUCAAAUUGUGCGGAUAUACCAGUUGGUCAUUUAACUUGGCUUGUUAGUAGCUUGAUCAAUUCAUUAUGACUAGAGAGCUACAAUCUUGCCCCAAAGUCUUGACGGAUUUCGAUGAAAGCGCCCUUACUUAGGCGUCUCUUUAGGCGUGCCGUUCUCUUUUCUCUCUCUCUUGUAAUGUUGAUUUUAACACCAUUUAUCAUUACUCCCGCUCUCAUCACUGGUGGGGGGUAGGGGCUUAGUCACCAUUAAACGAUCAAUACCAAUGUUGCCUGUUUAACUGCCUUUUUCGUAUGUAUUGCGAGAUUCUCUCAAGGACGUUUGAACACACGUACGAUUUUAAUAGCUAUCCAGCCUUAGCGAUUGCUUUAAGACGCUAAUCUCGAACUAUCUCUAUCAUCUGAGAUUAAACAUUUUUUGUUGUUUAAAUGAGUCAUUUAUUAAUCACGCACACAUUACAUUGCAUUGCCUCUCAUGUUUGUUUCAGAGAACUGGAAAAAGGUCAACAAUGUCGCCAUUUGCUUCGGGGGUGUAGAAAACUCUCAAAGAAAUUUUUCAAUGAGGGAGUCCGGCCUGAUAUUUACAUUCAAGCUUGUUUACAGGAGUGGCGAUGGUAUUAAAUGCAAUCCUGGUGUUUCUUCAGCAUACUGGGGAUGUACGAGCCCUUUAGUGGGUGAAAAGAAACUUUUUACAGUCAUAACAUUUCCAAACAAGACUGCUCUACCGAUUGCAGACUACGCAAAAGAUACCUCUAGCUGCAACUUUAAGUAUCAUUCAUAUCAACUUAAUGGCACUGAUGUAAACUCAACUGAACUGGUAUUUAAAACAAUGUUUUCCCCUUUGCCAGUGUCGAUUGGCCAAGUAUUCCAAAUUUGGUAUGCGGAAGUCUUAGAUAAUUGCUAUUGGAGUAAUAACAGUGGCGAGACAUGCGCUGAUGUUUACGCGUGGUAUGCUUAG
Messenger RNA from Pocillopora meandrina, 1731 nucleotides. The record is from the annotation of a GenBank genome assembly. Lineage: Eukaryota; Metazoa; Cnidaria; Anthozoa; Scleractinia; Pocilloporidae.